AUUGCUUCUAUUCUCAGGUGGGCUACUGGAGAUUUAGGCCGAACAAGGUCUAGCUCUAGCCAAGCUCAUUUUUUUAAGUAGGCCUAAGCAAAGCGAAGCCCAGCCAACGACAAACAUUCGCACAGUGCUUUUUGUCACUGUUAUCUGCCCCUAAUUUCAACCGCGUUUCAGAGAUGGCGCUUUUUGUCAUCUUGCAAAGUUGUGUUUACAAUGGCCGCUGUCGGUGAUGAACGAAUGGAGUAAUGGAUUUUAAUGCCUUAAUUGCAGAUCUACGGGUCUCGUCGGAGAACCUUGCUAAUGAGGCUGCAGAUCGAAGUCUGUUAUCAUCUGUCUAUUGCAAUAAAGCUUGCAAAGCAAUUGACAAGGUGUCCAAUGGUGACUUAGAAUACGAUCAAGUCAUCACAGGCCUAUGGCUUGUGACGGCUCAUUUCACAGAACAGUUGGCUAAACUGAAACCUGUACCGGCACUUACCGAGCUGAGUUUCAAGUUGUUCAGACAAUGUGCCAAAGCCGUGCUGAACAUUCAGUUUCAGAACCUGGAGGAGGAGGAUGGAGUACGGAGCAACUUUCUGGUUUCUUUGGCUGCUUUGCAUACCAGAUUGGCUCCUUUCCACUUCACGAAGUUCCGGUUACUUGAAAUACUCACUGAAAAUCCAUGGACUGAUCCCACCUUGGCGAAAGUUAUGGGAGGAGAGAUAGAGGAGGAUGAAAAGGAAGAAGUUCGAAAUUACAUAGAGCAAGAGGACCCCAUCAUCUUGCAGUUACGUGUGGACAUGAUGCUGAAAGAGAACUGUGAGGAAUAUGCCCUGAACUUGUGUAACAGCUGCCUGAUCCACCCGGAGCUUAAGACGGACCUGAACCUACGCAAGACACAGCUCUCCCUCCUCUACAAACUUGGACAGAUGGACAGACUACAGGAAGAGAGCCAAAAAUUGAGCAUUCAGGAUCAAGUGAAAAUCAUACAGCAGCUGCAAACCUCCAAAGCUCACAAGGAAAUUUGCACAGUCCUGGCACAAACAUUCAUGGUGCAGAACUGGAUAAAAGCUUCUGACCUGGAGGCAAAUAAAGAGCUGCUUCGUUUGUGGAUCAGGCACCAGUCUGUAGUAGACCGAGAGAAGGAUCAGUUCAGGGAGAGCGUUUGGGCAAUGGCCAAGCUGUCUCAGUCCACUGAACAAAUUGUUUUCUUCAUCGACGUUUUGCGCCGAGAGUGCGGCGAUGUGUACUUACAGCUCUAUGUGGACAUGUGCAUCUUUGCCAUCAAUGUUGACAAAGGCCAAAUGGAGACCAAUGUGAAAGAGGGGAACACGGAGGCUGCUCUGGCUCGUCGCUCUGACAUGGCCUCCAUUUGCUCCAAACUGGCCUGCCUGUGCCACCACGCCUCUGUCAAGAUUGCUCGGAUGUGUGCCCUCACUUCGUUUGCUCUCAAGCCCUCAGAGCAGGCUCUGAAUGCCAUCAGCUCGUUUUACGGCCAGGGAUCUGAUUGCUGCAACAAUUGUCAGAAGGACAAGAACCGAGAGCCGGGGACAGUGAACCCAGCCACUCUGUAUGAAGCAGAGCGUCUUCUCAACAUGUUGCGACCCGAGUACCUCAACCCGGAAAACUCAUAUGUCAACGUAGAGCUUCUCUGUCGGCGGUUUCUUUACGACAGUCUUCGAAAUGCUCAUCAGCAUCAGCGCAAGAUGGCACAAGUGUCGCCAACGAUUGUGUCGGGUUCCUCUCAAGUGGAAGGUCCUGGCAAAAAGAAAGACGCUGUGCCAGUGACGCGGAUCAGCAAUGUGUUCGAUGCUCUGUCCCCACAGGACAUGCACAGCGCUCAAAUGUUGCUCAACAGAAUGCGGCUGCAAAACGCUCAAAAGAAACCCACGCAGCACGCUCAAGGGUCUGCUAGUCGAGCCUUGCCUUCUGGUGCUUCCAAACCGACGAUUCUUCAUGGUAGUGGCUCGAGUGGUCAAAGUGCUCAUCUUGUUUCCACUCAGCAGUCCAAUCAGAACAAAGCCAACCUUUCAAGUGAGCAUCGUCAGUACAACGUGAAAUCCACCAUAGAUAUUGAGAAUAAAAACAGACUUGCUCAAAGUGCAGGUUUGAUCCCGGUGCAACCAACUCGGCCUGUGGUAUCUGCUUCUGCUGUUUCAGGCUCAGGGAAGUAUUCUGCAUCUCCCACAGCCCGGGUUACGCAAAUCAUCCAGUCUGCCAUGAAACCAGACUCGGGCGUCACUCUUCAGAAACUGAGCCACCACACUAAUCCUGAAGUUGUGAAGGCUGUGGUGAAUAUCAUGAAGGGUUCCGCUGUCAGACAACAAGCCAGCAUGCCGGCAAAACAGCAGCAAAGGCUUCCGCAGCAGCAGCAGCAACACCAUGUUUACUCUCGUCAGCCACAGAUGGGUAACCGAGCUCCUCUCCCCACUGUUUCUACUCUCCUCAAACCCAAUGAUCAACAACAGCACCGACAACAACACCGCCAUCAGCAACAACAGUUAACACAACAAUCACGAGUUCAAAUUCAGACUUCUGUUUCGGCUAGGACAGGAAACCUUCCUGGCCAGCCAACAGCCCAGGGACAGCGGGCAAGUUCAGUUCAAGCAGGGCAGUCGAGCCAGGAAGCAGAGAAGAUGAAACUUAACAAAGCUCAUGUGGAAAGCAUCCGCCGCUUCAUGCAGAUGUCUAACUUACCUCAGAGAGUCAUCUCGGAGACGAAGCAGAUGUCGGGCUCAACUGUUACAGUCUUGAGUAACAAUUUUGUGCAGUCGCAGCAUAUGGGGGCCGGCCGACCAAAGACGACGGUGGAACUGGCUCAGGAGGCCUCUCUUGCCAACCUGAAUCAAAAGAGGCUGCAGAAACACAUGCAGUCCCAGCAAGGCUCCACCCAGCCAAAAGCGAACCCCGCCCUCUACCCUCAGCACGCUCAGGCGGUCACGAAGAAUCAGCAGCAGCAGUUUCUCGCCGCUGUGAACAAACCUCGCUCAACCCCUGUCCAUUCACAGCAGCAGCAGCUACAGCAAUUACAUCAACAGCAACAACAGCAGCAGCAGCAGCAGCAGCAAUUCCAUCUUGUACCUCAACAGCCACGACAGCAACCCCCCUCUCAGCAGCAGAGCAGUUUCUCAGCUAGUUCGGCCUCAAACAGCCUAACUGUGCCAGGAGCUUCAUCUCACUCUCAAGGGGCAGCUGUGUUGACUGACGAACUUUCUGGGUCCAUCACCGGGAUUGAUGACACGAUCAUUCGGGAACUGCUGCAGGACUCUGGCAUAUUGGCAGAGACUUUUGCAGACAUAGCUGUGGAUGUGAGUGAGGAGAAGCCUCAGGUUGAGGCCGGGCUUUCUAAUUGGACAACACAAGUCGCCACAAAUUCUCCAACACGCAUCUAUCGAUACUCUGAGGUCCCUCAAAAGAGCACGAUAGGAACGUCUGUUUAUGUGUCUGAAAAUCCGUUACAAAGUGUGUCAAAUUCUCAUUCUUCAAGUCAAAAUCACAAAUCUAUGGUUUCCAGCAAUAGCGGUCUGUACCAGCAAAGUAGAAACACGUCGGUGUAUGGAACAGCUGCCUCUAACAAACAUCAGCUCACUGCUAAAUCAGGUUUGAACCAAUUGCCUUCUUCUGCGGACAGAAGGCUAACAGCUGAGAACAUGCCAGUCAGUAGUAGGUCACAAAUAUCAGUUCUUCCCAGCGCAGGCGUAUCACGGACAAACUUACUUAAAAGUGCUGUACCUGCUAACCGGGAGAAAAAAUCUGUGGAUCAGUUGCGUGAAAUGAUGAAGGAGCAGGACAUUCAGGGAGAGGUGUACAUGGACGCUUCUAACAAUGCCACUUACCGCUGUAUCAUUUGCAGCAUGGCUUUCGAGAGUUUGGAUGCCCUGAGAGAACACGUACGCAAUGUUUGUAAGCCUGGACUGCAGUCGUCCAGCGUGUACAACAAUAAGAUCAAACAGGACAAAGCCAACUCGGCUAAGGCAGGGCUUGAGACGACCACUGUGUUUCAGUGCCUUCGCUGCUUCGAGUUGUGUGUCAGUGACGCUGGCAUCAAGCAGCACCGCCUCACGUGCAAGAGGGUUCCCACUGUGCCUUCGGACUUGAAGAAAGAGGCCUCAAAACCCAAGCCGGUGAAAACUGCGCCCCCCAAACAGCCGCCACCUCCUUUGGAAGCUGCUAGUCCUGGACCUAGUGACAACUCGUACAAACUUCCACACAUGCCAUUACCGUUUCCAUACCCGUCACUUACGGAUGAGUCUGUACUCAAAAGCCUGACAGCUGCCACCAGUGAUACUAGUUCUCCAUCCCAAAGUCAUUCCACUCCUAAAAUGAAAGUUGAAAAAUCCGACCCAGCUGUAAAAGUCACUCCUCUCAAUGUACAAAAUAAAUCUAUAGAGAACAAAGAAACUGUUAAACGGCCAGAGAAGAAAGAAGCUACUGCUUUACCCAGUCCUAGAUAUUCUGAAAUGCUGGGCUCGGCAGGGAGUAAAUUCUACAAGUGUGAUGCCUGCCAUCAGACCCUCUGCUCCAUGGAAAGUUUUGUUGCUCAUUGGAGAGAGUGUGCUGCGCAGCGGUCGUCAGUGAGUAAAAGUCAGAAAGAUCCCAAGGCUGGGUUGUACAUGCCUCGCUCUGUCUAUGAAGAAAUGUUGCGGAAGCAGGAAGCUGUCAUUUCAUCUGUGGCUCGGGGUGAAAGUGGUCAUGUAAGCUUUGUUCCAGACUCAGUGACUCUUGAUGCUGAAAUUCUGUCCCUAAAAGAUCCUUGUAAGGUAUCUCGUGGUAGGAAUUCUGUCGAAGAAAGGGCUAGCCGUAGGAAUUCUGUCGAAGAAAGGGCUAGCCGUAGGAAUUCUAUUGAGGAGGCCACGAGUGAGAAGAGUCGAUCUGUUGUCAGUGCAGAGUUUGGAAGUGGAGAUUCGGAGGACAGUAUGAAGAGUUGUACCCAGUCAGAUGUUUCUCAAAAUUUAGAAAAAAUCAGGUCACACGAGAAGAAGGACUUAUAUAAGAACUCAUCUCCUGCUUUGCUAGGUUCAGAAACGCAACAAGUGGUUAAGAGUCUUGCUAAAGAAAUGACUGAAUCCUUUGAUGAGGCUUCUCCAUCGACCGAGAAAGAUGAAGAGGAUUCAAAUUCUCAUAGUGAUUCGGAACACGCAGCAUUGCUUCCUUCUCGAAAAGCUCCUCCUAAACUGAGGGACAGAAAAACAUUGAAACCCAUUCAGAGCUUCAUCAACGAAACAUUUGUCUCCCCUUACGCCAAGAUGGGCGUUAAGGCUGGAGAUGGUGUUGAGAACAACCGAGAAAAGGGAGAGAAGAAAAAUUUGCUCACCACCAGUGAAGAAGAGUCUGAAGAGGAUGGUUUACACUGCAAGAUUUGCAAAACAUCCUUCAAGAGUGACAGAAUCCUCAUACAGCAUUACGCUGGGAAACACUUGAAACCGUACACGGUGAAGACUGUUGCAGAUAGCUCCUCUUACUUUUGUCAUUUGUGUCAGAAAACUUUUUCCACUUUUAUGCAUUACAUGCAACAUGUGCCAAACCAUUCCAUCUCGAUCUAUGAGAAGAUGAAAGCUGUAACAGCUGAUAAGUUUCUCUCUCAGCGAAGUGAAAGAAUCGCCUCGCAGCGUGGAAUUGUGAAAAGCUGUGGGCGCAAAAUGGGCCUCAGUCCGAAAGCGUUGAAGAGCAAAAAGCACGCUGCUAAGUCUGCAGUAGAAAGAAUGAGAAAGCGCCUGAUCACAGGCAGGAAGGCGAAAGAAAGACUGAACUUGUCAAGACAGAAACGGCACUCAUCUCGGCCUACCUCCAGCGAGGACGACAAUAGCUCUGAUGCGUCCGGUAUUAAAUUGCGCCCCCCAAUGACUGGUAAAUUUGGCUUCUUGGCUACAACUGGAAGCCAUCGCCAGGGAAAGAGCUUGAAUGACGAGAACUACCUGAGAGGCCAGCAAGACGAGAGCUCUCUCCAGUCGUCAGCGGAGUAUUCCUCAGAGGAAGUGGAGUCCAGAUUUUUUAAGAAGCCCGCUCAAAGUGGUGAUGAGGAUUAUGUGGUGAGUGACGGAUAUGACAGCGAUAACUCUUCCCAAGGACCUCGUGAGACUAGAAGCAGGAAAAGGUAUAGCCAGGGAGAUCUUCCUGUUUCUAGAUUUCCAAAAAGAAGUCGACUGUCAUCAGUUUCAGGACUCUCCGGUGGUUCCACUGAAAUAUCGGAUGAGCACAGUGAUCACAAUUGUCUCGAGUUGGUCAAUGAAAAUGAAACCAAGAGUCAGGGAGGAGGUGAUGUCAGGUUUAGUUCUUUGGUUUUGUACAGACAGGAAAAUGGUUGCUAUAAGCCAUCUCAAGAGCAGGAUGGAGAAAGUGAAAUUUCUGCUCCCUCUGAGGAUCACUCUCAUAAACUUCCGCCUAGUCCCCGAUUAAUAGUUAAAUGUUUGAGUCAGCUGCAGAAAAAACAGUUGACGACUAGCAACCUCCAACCGACUGUUGCCUUACAAUCUCUAUCAUCAUCAGUGUUGAUGAAGUUGAAACAAGAAAUGCAGGGGGAGACUAAUGCUCAAUCCAGUUCUGCCUUGCCCUCUUAUUCCUCCAGUGUUUCUAAGGUGCCUUCAUUUUUGGACUCGUUUUUGUCCUUUAUAUCCUCAAAUACAGACGAUGGCACAUCCCUGUGCCAAGGAGAUGAGGUUGAAGGAAGCAGGGCAAGGCAGAAGAGCUGCAGUGGGCCGUUGUCAAAGAAAAGAAGGAACAGCGAGGGCAGAAGGAAUAAUUCUCACAUGUCUGGUGAGAAUAGUCCCUCUGUAAGGAGUUGUAGCGGCAGUGCUGAUGGUGGCAGCCUCGACGGCGUCACUGCGGCGGACCAAGAAGCCAGCACUGUAAGCUAUCGCUCAACACCGGACAUUGAUUCAGCCGAUGUGGACGCCGGGGAUACAGACGUUGGUCAGGCACUCACAGCUCACUUCUGUGCCCCUGACAUAGUGUCCAAGUUUCACACUCGUCGUUGUAGCGUCAACCUAGGAGAGAAGCUGGACCUGGGUCAGCUGACCAAGGUUGCUCCCCAUAGUGCUGAAGUGGUUACCCCCGAGCCCCCUGACAUAGAGGUGUUAAAAGCUGUGGCCAGAGAAAACCCUCCGGUUGUGUGUUUAGAGCGAAAUCUGUUUCUCGAAAAGUCUGUAAACCCUCAAAGCGAUAUGAAAGGUGAGGGGAGUGAUUCACUAGAAAAUGAAGUUUCUGUGGGAAAGGAAAUUGACAAAGCAAAAGAUAACAGAAGCUCUCUGUCGGAGGAAAAGUAUGUUGAUGAGAAAUCUAGACGGGAUGUGAAUUCUGCUCGAUACUUUUCCUCUGACACGGAUACCAUCUGUAGUGCGGGGGAUUCCUCGGCCAAUCAGUCACCAGAUCAGCAGAACUCACAAGAGAAUGACGACAAAGAGUGUAUUGAGAAAGCAGUUGAGAACAGCAGUGCCAACAUAUUUUCUGCCAUAGAGUCGAUGGUUGCCGAGGUGCCAAGCAUUUCAAAGCCUGCCUCUUUGCUGAAGGAAGAAUCUCCCAGUGGUUCUGAGGGUAUUGCUAAUGUGGAACAGUUAGCUACGUUUACGGAUGGAUCUGAAAAUAAGAAUAUUUUCAACGUGUUCACAUCAAUGUCUGAGAGUGUAGGAGGACAAGAAGGUCAUGAGGUCAUGGACCGAUGUGAAGGUUCAGAUGUAGAUGGACAGAAGAGCCCAGUGUGUGAUGUCUUGAAUGUUGGCAAAAGUGAGGGGAGAGAUGAGUCUACGGAAGGAGAAGGUGUAGACAAACAUGAAGAAGGAAAAGGUUCCGAAGAGCAUUAUGUUGGUGAAAAUGUUGGUGGAGAGAAGAGUUCGAAAGGUGAUUGUUCAGUUCCUGAGGUUGCUGAUGACAAUGUACCCUCAAGUGAAGAUGUCACACAAACUCAGUUUUCUGAGAGUGCUGAAGGAACGUUAGCUGAGAAUAGGCUGUUGGAAGGGAGCAAAGAGUUGGGUACAGAAGCAGUGACAGAGAAAAAAGAUGAAGCGUCUCAUGUGUUAGAAUCUUCAACUUGUGUAUCUCAUGCAAGUGUUGAGCAAACCUCAAUUGUGAUGUCUCACGAUGAUCCAGAUGCCUGUAUAUCUCAAAGUACAUCUGAGGAUAGCAAUGUUGAAACAAGGUUAUUGACAACGGUAGUGAAAGAAAGUGACAGAGAGGAAUGUGCAGGGCAGAAAACUGACACAUGUGCAGGGCAGAAAACUGACCAGGCAGUUGAGUCCCCUGUGGCGGCUGGUGCCGACACUUAUGACGAGACCACAGAGAUGGGAGAGGUGGAAACUGGACAAGGAAAUUCAGUAUUUGAAAACAAAACUGUUGAACAGGGAGAAAUGGACUCAAAAAGUCCCUUGUCCGCUAUAGAUCCAGGAAAUAAAGAAUUUCCAACUGAUGAGGUCUCUGUCAGUAGUGCUCAUAGUCAAGGUUUCCAGACAGGUGACAACCUAUUGCCCGAAAGGACCAGUGUGAGUGAAGCUCAGGGUGCAGAGAGUGAGCAAGCAGUAUGCAGCAAGGAUUUAGAUGAGAUGGAUCAGUCCACGUCCUAUGGCCAUGGAUCAGAUGCUGAGGAGGGAAGUUCAUCGCAUGUCAGCAGUUCCUGUGAGGCACAGAUUGACACUGGCAAAUCAGAGGUUUCCAAGGGAGACAUGGAGACUGAGGACCAGGUCACAGACAAGGUUACUGAACAGGAGCUAGGUUCUGGUGAAAUGGAUGUGAGCAGUGCUGCUGCUUCUAGGGAUCAGGACAUAAAUGGUAAUGCUGCUGUUUCACUGACCCCAGCUUUGGUGGAAAUGCAGCAAGAGCACAGUGAUUGUCAUGUAUCAGAGGAUGCCCAGAUUUCCGAUCGUUCUACAAUUUUAGAUGUCAAAGUCCAACAAGUUGAAGAUCAAGCUCCCACCUCGCUUGAUGUGUCAUCCCCUUCUGGAAGUCCAGACUUGAGACCAAAGAAGGUUGUGGAUGUCAGUAAGGCUUCUGAACAAAAGUUGAAUGUGGAGUCGGAGAGAGUGAGGAAUCCAUCUGUGUCACUGGCUGCCUUUAUUGCUGAGAGACUUUUGCCUGACCAUAACUCUUCACAUCUGCGGUCUGAUGACAGACCACAUGAAGCUUUGGAAAAGGAAGAGGAACUUUCAGAGGAGCUGGAUGUGAAGCAGAAGGUAAAAGAGGUAACAGGGCUUGGUGUUGUGAGUAGGGAGCAGAGUGUUGGCGGUGAGGUGCUGGAGAGCCCAGUGAAGGCAGAGCAAAGUGAGCAGGUGCUGUCAGCUUUGGGACUUGUGGACUACAGCUCAUCGGAUGAUGAGAGAGAAGAGAAGACUUCACCCAAUGUGAUGGCAAGUGAUGAGACGAAAUGCAACAUUAAAGAGUCCUGUAAUGAGGAGAAGAGAAGUGAUGUGAUAAUGAGUGAAACGGAGGAGAAAACUGAGCGAAAAAUGUAUGAUCAUGAAGAGAAAGAUGAUAUAGUUGCUCUUGUUGGUGAUGUGAUUAAACAGGAUGAGAAUAAGUUAGUUACUCCAAGUGUCAGUGAUGGGCUUGUGUUCGAAAAUAAAGAAGAGAAAAAUGGUGUUAAAAUAAUUGAGAAAAGUGAGAUAGAGAUAAUGUCUUGUGAUAGGGAAAAAGUUGAUGCAGUUACUCAAGGUGACACUGGUACAGGUAGUGAACAGUGCAACUUGUCGGAGAACGAUAGCAGUAAACCUGGGAAUGAAGCUCCUAAGCAGAAACAGCUACUCCUGAAUGAGCCACCUAAGGCUGAACCAGGAGGAGGUGUUUCAGCAAAACCCAUGUUUUCCAUCAGCAAAAUGCAGUACAGUCAUAGUGUGUUCAUCCCUUCUGAGAAAAUGGAUGUAAGACCAGCAGGACUUGGGGUGGAACAGACAUACUUUGGGUAUGAGCCAAGUGACAACAAUGGACUGAGCGCUGGAAAUGCUGGCUCAUCCUUGCACCUUCCUGCUGCUGCUGCUUCAAAUGCCCCUCUCCAGACAUGUGAAGAAGGAGGCAUUCAUGUUGACAGUCAUGUUUUGACUUCGCUUGUAAGAACUGGAGUCGUUGAUGAGACAGAAGUGGAUACGGAUGGGAUACAUUGCGAUGCUGAUUUGAAAUCUGGUAAAGAUUACGUUAUGUCAGACCCGGCUGUGAAUGAGGGUUCUUCUGAGGAAGAAAUUAUAAGCAAAACAGAAUGUGAGGCUGGCUCAGAAUCUGCAGCAACAUUGCAUGCCUGUGAGGAUAGCAAAGAAAUUGUCAGCGAUAGCCAGCCGGCAGACCAGUCCUCUGAGCUUGUUUCUCAGGAUGAUAUGUGCACUGACACUGAAGCAAAAACAGAAACGGAUAUGGCAAAUCCAUGUUUGGUGGAAGUUGGGCAAGCGUCUGAGACGAUCGAUCCGCUCUCAAGUAAUGAAGAUGGAAUGUGUGGAGAUCCUGAGAUGGAUGAAGUGUCCCUUCUGUCACCGUUGACCUCACCGCAGGGUCUUGAGACUUUGGAACAAGCUUUGAAUGAAGUGGAUGUUAACAGACAGGCGGAGGGUAGCGCUGGUUGUGGGAGAGAGCUUAGUGAAGAUGUAGAUGAAGGUAGGGUUAGGCCUGCAGAUAAUGAGUUACAGCAAAACUCAGUAUUACCCGGGACUCAUCUAGCAAAUGAAACAUGCUUUGAAAAUGUUGUAAAUACCAUCUCAACAGAACGAGAUACAAAUGAAGACAAGUUGAAUCAAGGGGAUUGUGAAUUGUCAUCUGCUCACAAUGAUUUGUUGGAUACAUCUGAAAACAAGAGUGUUCCGAUAGACAUUGCAGACACUUGUCAUAGUAAACCUGCAUCUCCGGAAAGUAGUAGUGGUAGUGACAGAUUAGAAAAUACCUUUGCAGAGUCUGCUGAGCCAGGGAAAGCUGUUGACAUUCUAGGGAGUGGGGACUCGGUGAUUGUAGAAAACUGGCAGCAUACAUCUCAGGGAGAGGAGUCUGUGGAGGAUGAGGGUGCAGAAAAUCUCAUGGAAAGGUCAACUAAAACGUUUCAAGUAGAAAAGUCGGAGUCCAAGUCACAGGAAAAAGAUGUGCAAACGUCUAACGAAGAAAGAUCGGGGCACAGUCCUGAUCCGGAAAAGUCUGUGUAUGAUGGAGCAUUGGGAGAGCAGUGUGACAGGGUGGAGAGUGAGCAGACUGAAGAUGGUGCUGAUGAGGAAAAGGGAAAAUGUACAAGUGCUGAUGGAGUUGGUUCAUUGGACAUGGCAGCAACAGAUGAGAAUCCAGCAGGUAGCGAGCACCAAAAUGCCCCGGAUAGUGUAAGCAGUUCAGCCCCAGAUCACGCCUCAGUUAAGGAAGACACAUUGUCCACAGAAGAUAAGAGUAUAAUUUGUGAAGAGCAUCAAAAGGAUGAGUCCGAUAAUUCAAAAACUGAUCCCACAAACUCCUUGUCACAGGAGUCCCAUGAAACAGUUGGAGUUGAGAAGGAUUCAGAAAAGACGACAGACAACUCUCCUGGGUCUGAUGGGGCUGUCUUGACCAACGCAAGAGACAAACGGGCAGGAGAGGAAGAGGAUUUGGAUGAUUUUGACCUGGUCAUAGAACAGGACACUUCCUCCCGGAAUUGCGUUUCUUACAUCUCAAAGCCAUUCCGCUCGCACAAAUCUGUGUUUUCAUCCAGGUCAAUGCCUGAAGAGUUGGCCUCCGGUGCUAUGGUGAUGGUUGCUAACUCAAAUGAGGGAAUUAUUGAACCAAACUUGGAGUUUACGAAGGAGGGUCAGAGCAAGUUGAAGUCUAUAGGGAGCAGCCAUGUUGGAUCAAGGCCCUUUGAAUGGUCUGUCCGAGAGGAGGAUGUAGGUUCGAGAAUGCCUUUGCAUGCUGGGAAUCGAGUGCUUGCUGCUCCUAAACCUGGGCUGGGUACAUCGGGUCUGGAUGUGCUAGAGCGUAAGAGGAAAGCUCUGAGAGAGAAGGCAGAGAGAACGCCUUUCACCUGGGACUUGGAGGACAGUCCAGAGAAGGCUGUAAAACCUUUACAAGGCUCUCGCAAAGUGGUGGGCUUUCCGCUGGUGUCAGAGACCGAGUUGGGAGGAAAGAAAGCUCAGCGGCUCAAGGUGAUGAACCAGGUUAACAAGAGACAAGCUAAAGAGCCUGCAGUGAAACGAAAGAGAGUUCAGUCGGCUGCGGUGCAAGGGCCCAAGCUAAAGAGGAGAAUGUCUACCGAGGCAGUUCCUGUGAAGAGAACUCCCCUCUCUGUACCCAAACUUGUCAAGAGACCUUCUUCAACAGAUUUGUCCACUGGUUCAGUAGGUGCUCCUGGCAGGAAGGAUGCUCCUCUCUCUCGACGCUCUCCUGAUGGGAGCCCAGAUGUCAAUGUUGGGAGCUUUGUCCUAAUGAGUGAGGAUCCGCUGCUAGCCUGUCCAGAUGAGGGGAACAACUCCAUCACGGUAGAUGAGGAGAUUUCUUUCAAACGUGACUCGUUGGCAAUUCCCUUAGAUGAAAACUGUCAUGGUGAUGUAGAUUUCAGCCCGGCUGUGAAAAAGCGAGGGAGGCCUAAAAGGAAGUUAGUUGUAGAAAGUAAGUCGGAUGCUGCGAUGUUGCCAUCAGAUUCUCCUAAGGAGAUACAGAAAGUUGUCAAAGUUCAGCCGGGCCUAAGGUCUGGUCACAGCUCUGUUGAGUCUAAUAAGUCUGACAGGUCUGUGAAAAGAGCGGUGGAUUCCCCGACUCCUGAACGGAAGAGAGUCAAGAAAGCCGAGGACACGCUUACGCCAAAAUUGAAGAAAGCAGGGUUAAUAAAGAUCACGACAAAGACCUCCAACAGCGCUCCCACCACACCCUCUGUGUCUGACCUAAGUGCGCCGUUCACUCGCUCAUCAGAAGCUGCCAUCAUUGCUUUCAACCGCAAAAGUCUGAGGAAUCGUGGUGUAGAUCCGGUAGAUAAAAAUUCACCUUCACAGCAGCAUUCACUUGUGUCCCCCAGUGUCCGUUCUCCUCUCAUCACUUCUGUUAAAACAAAAAACGAUAGCACUCCAGUCAAACAUCCGUCCCAGUCCGUGGCAAAUAAGGCUCCCCACACCCCACAAAGAAAUUCUGUCAGUGCCGUGAAAAGCAGUGGCUCCCGCUCUGAGCCUGUACCCCGGCCGUUCUCAAAAUCUCAACCGUCCAGUCAACUGAACACCACAGCUGCUGUGGUACGCCGCAGAGCCCCCCCAAUACCCAGCAAGACAGUCCCUCUCAAAGACAAGCCGGGCCCAGGGCGAAAGAGAAAGUCGGGCACCACGGCCACACACACCACCAUCUAUCGUGUAGACCCACUUCCCAACACGCCGGUUGCCAAGGGAGCCAAAUCCCAAGCGACAACAGCGAACAAAGUGUCGGGAACAGUUCACACAGCUUUACCACCUGGCACGACCUCGGUCAAACCAAAACAGGUGACUUCCUCAAAAAAAUGGCAGAUUAAGAAAGAGACGAGGCCAUCCACUAGCAAGACCAAACAGCAACGAGGCAACGUGACUCAAAAGAACAUUGCCAGUUACAAACUCUGAAAUAAGUGGACAUGGCCAGUUACAAACUCUGAAAUAAGUGUACAUGGCCAGUAAACAAACUCUGAAAUGGGUGUGGUUUGUUGUUAUAGUUUACGCUAACUUUCCCGGAAACAGACGUUUAAAGUUCCUGUCAGAAACUAACCUGUGUUGAUCAUGUAAGUCCUUCUUCAUGGUGCUGUAUGUAAUUGUCUGGGUCUGGUAUAGUGUCUCUUUUCUAUGGUCCUUAUCUCCCCUCUUUCUUUUUUAUGUUUGUUACUCUCCUGUAACACCUCUAAUCUUCUGGCGCUCAUGACCUUAUGCAGUUGCGAGCGCCGUAAAACCUCUACUAAAACAAACAAGUGUCUCUUUAGCUAGAAUGUUUCAUAUAUCUGUGAGUUAAACGAAGUUGCCUGAGAAUGGUAGGGAGGUUUGUCUUAGUAUUGUCUUAUUAUUAGUGUCUUUUUUUUUCUGGCAAUCUGUCGUGUUGGCGAAUGACCUGUGUAAUGUUUUGAAUUUGAGUAUCGCUUCUCCUUUAGGCUAGCUUUAAAAUUGAUGAGCAGAAAGCAUCCGUUUUUUUUUCAAAGAAACUUUUUGAACUGUUUGAGUCCUUGAUGUGUUUGCAUUUUUAUCCAUUAUUGUUUGGGAAAAGAAAGACAAGCCUGCCAGGUAACCUUUAAAAAAUUGGAUUUUCCAGUUUUGUAGCCUUUUAGGAAUAUCAUGAUUGGUUUUGCAUAAAACCUGAUGUUAUUAUUCUACUGUCAGGCCUUGUGAUUGACCCCAGUGAUAUGGAAAUGCUCACUGUUGUUAUGCUCCACGAAUAACGAUCAUUUUUCUGCAAUUAAUUUGAUUGUCUUCAAGUCCUAAAAUACCACUGCCGUGAACAAUCUUUGAGUAAUUGAUGUUUUUGAGUAGCUACUCGGGUGACUUAUAACUGUUCUUUGAUGAUGAUUUCUUUAACUUUGCGAUCGUGUAAACUUAGAGUAGAUUUUUCUAUGCGAGUCUCAUUUUAUACACUCACAAUGUUCAGUUUCCUUAGAGUUGAAUCCACUGGAAUUUAGAGGGCUCCUUAUUUUCUGCUUUAAACUAUUUUUCCAGGGAUGAUUCUGGGGAAUUCUCCUAUUGUUGAUCAUCAAGGCUUUGCAGGUCUGGGUUGAGAUGAUAAAAUAUGUGUUGCAUCCUAAAAUCAGGUGGUCAUAAAAUAAUAAAAGGGAAGAAAUCAACAUUUUUAAAUCAAAUUUGUUUUUUGGCUCAGUCUGUGUGAAUUACUGAAGAACGUUGAUGAAAUUCACAAAAAAUGUAAACUUGUAGUUUCCAAAGGAAUCUACGGCUUUGGAAGUCAACUGGCUAAUUUUGGCUCCGACGCCAGGACCCCCACCCUUCAAUCACAAAUAUCUUGACUUCAAUUCUAGAUAGAUGAGUAUUUUUUUCAUCAAAUGCAAGGCAAAUGAACAAGCUUAAAGAUGGUACCAAUAACCCCAUGUGUCCAAAAAUUGGAUCGUGUCGUCAUGACUCAUAAGUCACAAAACAAUUCUGUUCCCAAUAAAUGGAUCAGAGAGAGGGGAAAGGGGGUGUCUUUCUUAAGUGUGAGAAAAAAAUUAUGUUAUAAUAAUAUAUCGAAAGACAGAGCAGCUCUAAUAAUUUCUUAGCAGUGAACUUGCGUGGUUUGGGAGCAAAACAAUAAAUUUUGAAUUUUAUUUAGUAUAAAAUUUGUGGGUUUUUUUGGUAAAAGUGUGGGGUGUCUCUUGAGAAGGGGGAUUUAAAAAAAGUUUAUUCAGUUCCUAGUGAUAAUGAGUAGCUGUACUCGGGUAUCAACGUACACUCACUUUCUUUAUCCAAGUUAACAGCUCUUUGGUUCAGUUGCAUCUGUUUAGUUUGAAGUAUUGAGAUUGACAUGCUGUCUUGAGGGGGUAGAGGGAAUUCCUCGGGGCUUGCUUUUGUUUUCAUGACAAGACAAGAAUACCUCUGGAUUGACACCACACCACUGCUAGAGUUUUUGCUAAAUGUUUGUUUUUACUUUUGGUGUUGCUGGUGUUACUUUGAGUUUUUGUUGUUUCUGUCAAAUCUGGUAAUUUGAAUUGUAUAGUUUUGAGUGAAUACAUGCAAAGCUUUGC
This is a messenger RNA of Aplysia californica (California sea hare), 15553 nucleotides long. RefSeq lists its product as uncharacterized. Gene Ontology annotation, cellular component: nucleus. Gene Ontology annotation, molecular function: DNA binding; DNA-binding transcription factor activity, RNA polymerase II-specific. Gene Ontology annotation, biological process: regulation of transcription by RNA polymerase II. The transcript is spliced from 7 exons. Lineage: Eukaryota; Metazoa; Mollusca; Gastropoda; Aplysiida; Aplysiidae. The coding region runs from base 243 to 13463 and encodes 4406 amino acids. The record is from RefSeq and is a predicted model, not a curated record.